UAUCUCAGUAAGUCAUACCUUCGCUCUAGUAGUUGCGCCUUGUUAGUUUCCUGCUUCUAGCUUCAAGUCCGGUCGUUAGUAGCGGCUACAUCUCUGGGACUUUUUCCUUUGGCUUAGUCCACACAUUUUUGGACAUCCAUCAGUAUGUGGUAGCAGUGGUCAGGUGAAAUUUCCAAAUAUCCGACUAGCUCUAGCACUACCAGAGACUACUAUUCCCACACUGCUCCCCCUUGAAAGUCUCUUCCUGGAGAAUUUCUAUUUUACUUGACCGCCUUCCUGCGAGCGUGUUCAUCAUGCACAUCUCACGCGUCGCCCUCGUUCCUACCUUGCUGGCAGUUGCUGGCAGUGCAUUUCCGCUAAACACCAGAACUGUUAAUGCGACACUGUUUGUCAGUGAGGCCACCAAGCCCUUCUCUGACCAUUACACCAGCGUCGUGGGAGAUGGAGAAUAUACCGCCACUGCACACGAAACACCGACGACCACCUCGUUUUCAGUCUCUAUCUUCGAAUCCUCCACUGGCAGCACUCCGCCUUUCCCAACAGCCAUCAUUGCUCCUCCACCUUUUCCCAACAUCAACAUAACCAAGCACACCACACAAAACUCAACCCUUAAUUCCAACAGUUAUCUUUUUAACCCCCUCGUACUCGACACCAUCCGCUCUAUCCUCGAAACCUACAACGUCCAGUAUGGACCUCCCACAGAGACGGAGAGAGAAUCGUUGCCAGCUCGCGAGCAAAUCAUGCUCGACAAUCUCUUCCAUUUGACUGAACUCCUACCUUGCGAGGAGAGAGCAGCCGCAGAGACCAUAGCCGAGUUGGUACUUCAGAAAGCUAUGCGCGCAAAUGUCAUGCCUGAGGCUGAGGACUUGGACAGUGAGGAGAUUGGUAAAGUAGUGAGAAUCGUCGAGUCAAUAACUAGCGAACUCUUCCACGUCGUCGAUGACGGGGAUUCGAACUACCCUCUCACAUUUCAAGUCUGCAACGCUCGCGGCACGGAUGACGAGGCUGCUUCAAAUAACCUCCACGCUCUCGUUCCGCGCUCUCCAAAGUCGAAAUCGAAGUGGAAGUCGAAGUCGAAGAAACCAACGAUCUGCCCCGACGGCUCGGUCCUUCCAGCUACAGCUGAACAAGGCAGUCCGCCUCUGAAAGAAUGGCAAUUGGCGCAAAAGCAAGAUAGGGAGCUCAAGAAGCAUUUGAAGAAGAAGGAGAAGAGCGAUAAGACGAGGGAUCAUAUGAGGAUUGUCAGUACGACUUUUGCGUCGAUUUCGUGUGUGAUCAGUCCGGCUACUUGCCCAAUCUUAGCUGUUAAGGGAAUUCUUUAGGAGCUUGGAUACAGGUGGUGCUUCGGUAAUGCGAUUUAAGCGAGGGUAUUGUGCUAUAUGUUGCUUCAUACUGGAGAGAUUUAGAUUUGGAUGUCUUAUUUCAGAUUUCUACAUCCUACGAGCGAUCAUUAGAAUGCGUCACUCAUUCUUUGCUGUAAUUGAAGCUUGAAUGGGCUUAUCCGCUAACAGAGUACCAUCAGAUCGCCAAGGCAUUUAGACGUACAAGUCAAUAAAUAAAUAGUCAAUUUCCAGA
Molecule: messenger RNA, 1575 nt
Organism: Cadophora gregata
Lineage: Eukaryota; Fungi; Ascomycota; Leotiomycetes; Helotiales; Ploettnerulaceae
Exons: 1
Coding region: 294-1322 (342 amino acids)
Source: RefSeq, a predicted model, not a curated record